This is a messenger RNA of Triticum turgidum subsp. durum (durum wheat), 2463 nucleotides long. The record is from the annotation of a GenBank genome assembly. Lineage: Eukaryota; Viridiplantae; Streptophyta; Magnoliopsida; Poales; Poaceae.
AUGACUAACUUGCCGAGACAACCUCUCAAGGAUAACAAAACUCGCAAACUCACUAACAUGGGUGACAUCGACAUGGCACAAAAAGAAUUCGGUUUUGACUUUUAUGCUAAGACCGUUUCGACGAAUGAAGACACCAGCAAGGGGGCGAUGUGGGAGCUGGAAAAGAGUCUUGAUCAGCCCAUGGAUGCAGAGGCCGGGAGACUGAGGAAUAUGUACAGAGAAAAGACCUAUCCAACAGUUUUGAUGCUACAACUAGCUUUCCAAAGCCUUGGUGUGGUGUUUGGGGAUUUAGGCACAUCGCCUCUUUAUGUUUUCUACAACAUCUUUCCUGAGAAGAUAGAAGACACCGAGCAAAUUAUUGGGGCACUCUCGCUUAUUAUCUACUCGCUUACUCUCAUUCCACUCGUUAAAUAUGUUUUUAUCGUCUUGAGGGCAAGCGAUAAUGGCCAAGGUGGAACUUUUGCUCUUUAUUCAUUGCUUUGCCGGCAUGCAAAGAUAAGCAUUAUUCCCAAUCAACAUAAAACCGAUGAAGACCUAACAACAUACAGCCGUCAGACAUAUCAUGAGAAGUCUCUUGCUGCAAAGAUCAAAAGAUGGUUAGAGGGGCACCAACUCAGAAAGAAUGUCAUUCUUAUUCUUGUACUUUUUGGUACUUGCAUGGCUGUUGGAGAUGGAAUUCUCACUCCUGCCAUAUCAGUUCUUUCUGCAACUGGUGGAAUAAAGGUCGAAGAGCCCAGAAUGGGAAAUGAUGUGGUUGUAAUAGUCUCCGUGGUGAUACUGAUUGGACUGUUCAGUAUGCAGCACUAUGGCACAGACAAAGUCAGCUGGCUUUUUGCACCAAUAGUAUUUGUUUGGUUCAUACUUAUUGGAAUCCUGGGGGCUGUAAACAUUUAUACAUAUGAUAGGUCGGUUCUCAAGGCAUUCAAUCCUGUUUAUGUAUAUCGUUAUUUUAAGCGAGGGAAGACUAGCUGGGCUUCCCUGGGAGGAAUUAUGCUCAGCAUAACAGGGACAGAAGCACUGUUUGCUGACCUUUCAUAUUUUCCCGUACAAGCUAUUCAGAUUGCUUUCACUACGGUUGUGUUCCCAUGUCUUCUUUUGCAAUAUACUGGUCAAGCUGCAUAUAUAGCCAUGCACAAAGACAAAGUCUCCCACUCCUUCUAUUUUUCUCUUCCAGAGCGUAUACUUUGGCCAGCAUUUGUCGUUGCAACAGCUGCUGCAAUAGUUUCUAGCCAGGCAACCAUUUCCGCGACGUACUCAAUUAUCAAGCAAGCGCUAGCGGUGGGAUGCUUCCCCAGGGUGAAGAUCAUCCAUACAUCGAAGAAGUAUCUUGGCCAGAUAUACAGUCCUGAUAUUAAUUGGAUCCUCAUGAUUCUCUGUAUUGCCGUCACCGCUGGAUUCAAGAAUCAGUCCCAGAUUGCAAAUGCUUAUGGUACAGCUGUGAUAAUGGUCAUGCUUGUGACAACAUUUCUCAUGGUCCCCAUAAUGCUGCUGGUAUGGCGCAGCCAUUGGGCCUUGGUCGUCCUCUUCACGGCGCUGUCACUGGUCGUCGAGAUCCCGUACUUGACCGCCGUCAUGAAGAAGAUUGACCAGGGCGGCUGGGUUCCUCUCGUGUUUGCCGCCGCCAUCCUCCUCGUCAUGUAUGUGUGGCAUUACGGCACGCUCAAGCGCUACGAGUUCGAGAUGCACAGCAAGGUGUCCAUGGCGUGGAUCCUAGGCCUUGGCCCGAGCCUCGGCCUGGUCCGGGUACCCGGGAUAGGUCUGGUGUACACGGAGCUGGCGAGCGGCGUCCCCCACAUCUUCUCACACUUCAUCACCAACCUCCCGGCGAUCCACUCCACCCUGGUGUUCGUCUGCGUCAAGUACCUGCCGGUGUACACAGUGCCGCUGGACGAGCGGUUCCUGGUGAAGCGGAUUGGCCCCAAGAACUUCCACAUGUUCCGCUGCGUGGCGCGGUACGGCUACAAGGACAUCCACAGGAAGGACGACGACUUCGAGAAGAUGCUAUUCAGCAGCCUGCUGCUCUUCAUCCGGCUGGAGAGCAUGAUGGAGGAGUACUCGGACUCCGAUGAGUACAGUGCCCUGGACCAGCAGGAGCUGAUCGACGAGGUGAGCAGUGACGCCAGGUCCGCCGCCGACCUCAGCUACGCCUCCCGUGACUCCAUCGUGCCGGUGCGCUCCCCGAACCGCCUGGGGGCCAUGUCGUCGGCGCAGGCUACAACGGCGACCCCAGGGUUUGAGACCGUGGGCGACGAGGUCGCGUUCCUGAACUCGUGCAGGGACGCCGGGGUCGUGCACAUCCUUGGGAACACCGUCAUCAGAGCUCGCAGGGACUCGGGGCCGCUGAAGAAGCUCGCCAUCGACUACCUCUACGCCUUCCUGAGGAAGAUCUGCAGGGAGAACAGCGCCAUCUUCAAUGUUCCCCAUGAGAGCCUGUUGAAUGUUGGGCAGGUGUUCUAUGUGUAG